Messenger RNA from Lytechinus variegatus (green sea urchin), 1039 nucleotides. RefSeq names its product cyclin-dependent kinases regulatory subunit-like. Gene Ontology annotation, biological process: regulation of mitotic cell cycle. The coding region runs from base 110 to 346 and encodes 78 amino acids. Gene Ontology annotation, cellular component: SCF ubiquitin ligase complex; cyclin-dependent protein kinase holoenzyme complex. The record is from RefSeq and is a predicted model, not a curated record. The transcript is spliced from 4 exons. Gene Ontology annotation, molecular function: ubiquitin binding; cyclin-dependent protein serine/threonine kinase activator activity; histone binding. NCBI's taxonomy places the organism in Eukaryota, Metazoa, Echinodermata, Echinoidea, Temnopleuroida, Toxopneustidae.
CCUCGGCUCGCCCUGCAGUUCUGCAUGCCGAUUCUCCUUUUUCAAUUCAUGUGACGAAGGUACUCGGACCACUUCUCUGUUAAAGACGUAUUCAAGGUCAAAGGUCAUAAUGCCAACUUCUGUGAUGCAGCGAUUGAUCUCCUACUCGGAUAAGUAUGAAGAUGAUCAAUUUGAAUAUAGACAUGUUGUCCUGCCGACAGAGCUUGUGAAACAGGUCCCCAAGCUUCACCUGAUGACGGAGACGGAAUGGAGGAAUUUAGGAGUCCAACAAAGCCCCGGAUGGGUGCAUUACAUGAUACAUAACCCAGAGCCACACAUCUUGUUAUUCAGGAGACCGAAACCUUGAUCGUAACCAAGCAAGGUGCCGUAGGCUUCAACUUUGAUAUAAGGAAUAAUGUGAACUUCUGUAAUAUGGACUUCAGAUAGACUUUGCUUUCCUUCUUUUGGAGUUUGACGUUCUGUAGGUUCUGACUAAACUGCUCAUCUUGGUAUCGUAUUCUAGAUCCAAUGAAGACAGUUGUACAAUAACGACUAGAAAGCUUAAGAUAGUUUUGCAGCAUUGCAAUUGAGUGUGACUUCUUGCAAUUUGGUGAAUCAGAGAGCUCUAGGGUUUUUCAUAAAGCUGUUCGUAAGUUACGAAUGACUUUAUGAAUGACUUUAUGAAUGAUUGGUGAUACCUUCUUGGGUUCUAUAAUCUAUUCCUCAUUCAUUUCAUGUAGCAAAAGAAGGUAUCAGCAGGAAACACCCAACUGUUCGUAAGUUACAAGUGAGUUUACAAACAACUGGUUGCCCUUUCUUAGGAACUAAAAUCGACGCUAAUGGAAGUCCGGUGUGCAUGACUUACUGCAAGAAAGGAUCACCAUUCAUUUGUAGAAUAACUAACAACCAUCUUUAUGAAACACCCACCAGGGGCCCGUCAUACAAAUACUUGCGAUUUAUCCGAUUAAUCGUAACUUUGGAAAGCCUGCAAAGUCAACAUAUAAAAUGGAUGUUUGCUCAAUUUUUUUUCUAGAUAUGAAUUCAUAUCCAUGAAUUAAUU